AUGCCUGGAACCGGCAUGGGGAAUGAGGAGGCGCUAUUGAUUGAUUUGCGCGGCUUGAAGGAACGCUCUAAUCGCAGUGCGACGUCAGUCGCCGACUUUCGUCGCCAGCACAUGGUGCGAUUCCUGCGCGACGCCACCGAUCUGGCGCAGCAGCCCGCGCAGCCGCCGGAAGGGGGCGUUGCGCAGGGGGAGUGCAGCAGCGCGCAAGAGCGAGCGCAGGGCGCGCAAGAAAAGGCGCAAGGCGCGGAACAAGAUCGAGGAAGAACGGGAGACCAGGGCGCGGGAGGGUGGGGCACUGGCUUUGCUAGCAAUAUACCCGGAGCGAGUGGUCAUGCUGAGGCGGAAGCGGGGGGGAGGAGUCGGGAAGUAGCGGCUGGCGGAAGCGACAGUCGUGGGGCGACUAGCGGAGGGGGUCAGCGCGGAGCGGAGGCUUGGGCGGCGCAAGCAGGUAAUGAGGGGAAUGCCGGCCACAGGGGGGCGGAUGCUGUGGGCGUGGGGGGCGGAAUGGCAUGGGGGGAAGGGCUGGGCGCGGGCGCAUCCGGCAGGAGCGGCGGGUUGAGGGGAAUAGGGGCGCGUGAGGAGGGGGCGCAGGGGAGGGACGGUUUGAACGCGCAGGAGAAUAGUCAGGGCUUGGUGUCUCCUAGGGGCGGGAGGGAGCACCCGGAUCACAGACAGGCGGUGGCAGGGUAUUCAAACGAGCAUGGCGGUAUGAUGCCACGUGUCUCGGGUUACUCCCAACCGCAGCAGCAGCAGCAGGUGCAGGCGCAGCAGCAGCAGCAGCAGCAGGUGAUGGGAGUGAAGGGUGAGUCUCAGCGUCAACACGUUGGGCAAUCCCUAUCAUUCGAUGCUCAGGAGCGGCUUUACUAUCAGCAGCAGCAACAACAGCAGCAAUACCAGCAACAGCAACAGCAGUACCAGUCGCCGCAGCAGCAGCAGCAGCAGCAAGCACAGCCCAAGUCCGCUCACUUCCCCUCCUCCGCCACACCCACGUUCCCCCACCGCACCACUCUCGACCCGCACCCCCACCGCUCCUCCCAACCCUUCUCUCUCACCUUUCUCACGUCUCUUUUCCGCCGGGACCCCCUCCGCACGCGCUCCUCCCGCCGCUCCCGCCACGCGGCCAGCCACGGGGAGGGGGGACCCCCUUCGGAAGCAGAGCAGAUUCCCGUUCCGCCCCUGGAUAAAAUCCUGAACGUCCCCCGAAGCGUCGCAUCUGACACAGCCGCUCGUGCUGCGGGAAUCGGCUCCUCCUCUACCCCGCAAACCCCUUCUUUCCCCGGAGACAACCCCCCGUUAGGGGCAACGUUUCCCUUCAACCGCGCUUACCACUCCUCCGCCCUCCCCUCACCCGCGCAGCCCUCCCCCUCUAGCGCUGAUCCCCACUCGCUCUGGUUCUCCUCCCCUUAUGAGAGCGUGGGGGCGCGGAUUGCAGAGACUGAGGCAGCGGAGACGUUGGGGAGAGGGUUGGUGGGCGGAAGCGGAAGAUUGUGGGGAGGGGGGAUGCCUGGGGGAGGCGAGGGGAGGGAGAGUGCUAAGGCGGAGACGGUGGGGUGUGUGCGCCCUAUGAUGCCCCGGUGGGUUACCCCCCCACGGCGCCUCUGGGCAGGGCGAGGGGGAGGGGAAGUGGCAGGGACUGGCGGAGGUGGUGGGGUUGGUGGUGGUGGCGGAGGGAGAGGGGCGCAGGGGGAGCAGGAGCGGGGGAGGGUGAACCAUGCAGGGAACGGGCAAUUCCAGGAGGUGAGGGCUGGGGUUGGUGGGAUAGGUGUGAGGCUGAUCUGA
Molecule: messenger RNA, 1779 nt
Organism: Closterium sp. Naga37s-1
Lineage: Eukaryota; Viridiplantae; Streptophyta; Zygnematophyceae; Desmidiales; Closteriaceae
Source: the annotation of a GenBank genome assembly